AUGGAUGAUAUUCCCAUUGUUGCUCUUUAUGUUAAUGACUUAGUUUUUAUUGGAAACAAUAUGAAAAUGAUUGAAGAUUUCAAAAAUGAAAUGGUGAAAAAGUAUGAAAUGAGUGAUAUGGUACUGUUAUAUCACUUUCUUGGUAUUGAAAUUUAUCAAGCUACUCCACUGGUUGUCAAUGAGAAAUUGAUGAAGGAAGAUGAUGGUAAGAAGGUGGAUGAAACUUUGUAUAGAAACUUGGCUGAAAACUUAUUUUAUCUCACUACUACAAGGUCUGACAUUAUGUUUGUUGUAGUUUUGCUGUCUAGAGUUAUGAAUAGUCCCAGUCACAUUCAUUUUGGAGCUGCAAAAAGAAUGCUAAGGUAUGUAAAAGGCACCAUGGAUUAUGGAAUUAAAUAUGAUAAAGGAAAUAGUGUGAAAUUAGUUGGUUUUUGUGACAAUGUUUGGGGAGGAUGUGCUGAUGACAUGAAGAGCACCUCUAGUUAUUGUUUUUCCAUUGGUGGUGGUGUGUUUUCUUGGUGCUCAAAGAAACAAAAAUUAGUGGCUCAAUCUUCAGUAGAACUCUGUUUCAGCUUCAAUGGCAACAUCUCAAAUAAUUUGGCUUAA
Nelumbo nucifera (sacred lotus) is the source of this 606-nucleotide messenger RNA. RefSeq names its product secreted RxLR effector protein 161-like. NCBI's taxonomy places the organism in Eukaryota, Viridiplantae, Streptophyta, Magnoliopsida, Proteales, Nelumbonaceae. The record is from RefSeq and is a predicted model, not a curated record.